This is a messenger RNA of Anopheles maculipalpis, 4817 nucleotides long. RefSeq names its product neither inactivation nor afterpotential protein C (gene ninaC). The record is from RefSeq and is a predicted model, not a curated record. Gene Ontology annotation, biological process: protein phosphorylation. Gene Ontology annotation, cellular component: myosin complex. Gene Ontology annotation, molecular function: protein tyrosine kinase activity; protein binding; ATP binding. The transcript has 12 exons. The coding region runs from base 10 to 4752 and encodes 1580 amino acids. NCBI's taxonomy places the organism in Eukaryota, Metazoa, Arthropoda, Insecta, Diptera, Culicidae.
CCCGCAGCGAUGGCAAACCUAAAAAUCGAAACCCUCCCCGAUCCGGGCACUCGGUACAAGCUCGGUGAGCUCAUCGGAAGUGGUGUGUGUGCCAAGGUGUACCGGGCUACCGAUACGCAAGCAGGCAACAAGAAUGUAGCGAUCAAGGUGCAAAAGUUUGAGGGCGAAACGAAGACGGCGAUCCAAGAGGAGUUUCGCAUUUUGCGCGAUCACUCGAAGCAUGCGAAUCUGAUCGACUUUUACGGUGUGUACCGGAAGAAGUGUCCUGCGGGUGAGUGUGACGAGAUAUGGUUCGUGCUGGAGUACUGCGAAUAUGGUCCAGCGGUGGAUGUGGUCCGGAAACUGUUUGUGAACAAUCGUCGCGCUAGUGAGCUGCAGCUGGCGUACAUUUUGCGUGAAGUUUCGCGGGCAUUGGUGUACCUGCACGAGCAUCAUAUCGUUCAUCGGGAUGUGCGAGGAAGCAACAUUCUGCUAACGAAGGAUGGCGAGGUGAAGCUGUGCGAUUAUGGGUUAGCACGCGACACGAAGUCUACGCUCGGGAAGCGAGGCACUUGCAUUGGAUCGCCAUGCUGGAUGGCACCGGAAGUUGUUACCAGCUCAAAGAGUGACAAAGAUGUGUACGACAAUCGAUCGGAUGUGUGGGCUUUGGGCAUAACGGCGAUUGAGCUGGGCGAUGGAAAGCCACCGUUCGCGGACAUGCAUGCAACACGGGCCAUGUUCCAAAUCGUACGUAACCCUCCGCCAACGCUCUAUCGGCAGUCCAAUUGGUCCCAGGAGUAUAAUGACUUCAUUGCCGAAUGUCUCGAGAAGAAUCCGGAUCAUCGACCGUUUAUUAUGGAAAUGAUUGAACAUCCGUUUCUGACCCAAGUGCCCGAUAAUGAUUACCAUCUGAGCCAAGAGUUGAAAAUGCUGGCCGAUUCGGUACUCAACAUUCAGCUACCGAAAAGUAAGGAGGAGGUGGCGGUGGUACGUGGUAUGCUGAAAGCGGCCGAAAGUCGCCCGGAAAAGCUACACGUCGAGGAUCUGGCCGCACUGGAGCAACUGUCCGAGGAAACGAUUCUGGAAGAGGUUUCGCAGCGUUAUAAAAACGGCAACACGUACACUUUUGUGGGUGAUGUGCUGAUUUCCCUUAAUCCUAACGAAACCAUUCCGGAGUAUGUACGUGGGUUCCACUCGAAAUACAUGUUUAAAUCGCGCUCGGACAAUGCACCACACAUCUUUGCGAUCGCCGACAGUGCGUACCAGGACAUGUUGCACCACGAAGAACCACAGCACAUAAUUCUGGCCGGUGAAAGCUACUCGGGAAAAACGACGAACCUAAAGCUGUUGAUGAAGCAUCUUGGGGUGCUGGGCGAAGGAAAUCCGGGUGUGUACGAGCGUAUCGUCAGCGGAUACAAAGCACUGAGCGCUCUCACUAAUGCCGGCACGCCGCUGAAUCCGAACUCGACGCGCAGUAUUGUACAGACACAACUCACUUUUGGCUCCACUGGAAAGCUUUCGGGAGCCAUUUUCUGGGUGUAUCUGCUGGAAAAGCUUCGUAUUUCUUCCACUAACAUGAAUCAAUCUAAUUUCCACAUCUUCUACUACUUCUACGACACAAUGGAUGUCGAGGAGCGGUUGCUAGACUUUUCGUUGGAGGGUGGCCGCAACUAUCGCUAUCUGCGCAUAUCCGAAGCAAUGAGUUCGGAUAAGCUAAAGUAUUGUCGCGAUGACAUCUCCGGCAACGUGAGAGCCUUCAAGGAGUUUGAGGAGCAACUGCUAGCGCUGGAACUAUCGCAGGACAUUCUCGAAACGAUCUACCGGACGCUGGCAGCAAUCUUGUUGCUGGGUGAGGUACGCUUCAAGGAAACGGAAGGGUUGACCGAGCUGGAGAGCUUUGAAGUGAUCAGCAAGAUCGCGACUCUGCUGCAGUUGGACGAGAAAAAGUUCCAGUGGGCUUUGCUGAACUAUUGCGUUAUAGUGCGUGGAUCGGCGGAACGUCGCCGACAUACGGCUGAUGAGGCACGGGAUGCACGAGACGUUUUGGCCGCCACCAUCUACUCCCGGCUGGUGGACUGGAUAACGAACACCAUCAAUCAGAAGCUUUCGUUCGGUAGAGCCAUCUAUGGAGAUAAACACUCCGUUACGAUCACAGAUCAUUUUGGCUUUGAGUGCUUCCAUCGGAACCACAUUGAUCAGCUUGUCGUGAACUCGCUCAACGAGCAGAUGCAGUAUUUGUACAAUCAGCGAAUAUUUGUUUUUGAAAUGAUUGAAAUGGAAGAGGAACAAGUUCCGGUAACGUCUCUGCACUACUACGACAACAAGAUGGCCGUUGAUCACAUUCUCACCAAACCUAAGGGUGUGUUCAGCUUCAUCGAUGACGCUAGCCGUGGACGCCACGGACAGAACUACAUCAUCGAUUCGAUUCAAUCGAACAAAAGUCCCUUCAUAAAGCGUGCCAGUGGGCACGAGUUUACGGUGGCACACUACACCGGGCGCAUCACGUACGAUGCACGCGGUAUGCCCGAUAAAAACCGCGACUUUAUACCGCCGGAAAUGGUCGAAACGUUACGCGCUUCCGGUGAAGCGAUCAUCAAGAUCAUGUUCUCCAAUCAGCUAUCGCGCACCGGCAAUCUUACGAUGGCAGCCGAAGAGGCUCUGGGCGUACAGUCGGACAAACCGACCAAAAAGAAGCGUUGGGGAGCGGCCCUUGUAGCCGAGAAGAACAAGGCGAAAAAAAUGAACACACUCUCCAAGGGCAUGUACUCGCAGGUCCACAAAAUGCGCACCAUAGCGGGCGUAUUUCGGGCGACCAGCCUCGAGCUGUUCAAAACACUUUCGAUCGGCCCGAACAGUGGCGGUACGCAUUUCGUUCGCUGCAUACGGGCUGACCUUGAGUACAAACCGAAAGGCUACUCGCCGGAAAUGGUACGCCAGCAGCUGCGUGCUAUGGCCGUACUUGAUACGGCUCGCGCUAGACAGAAGGGUUUCUCGCAUCGGAUCCCGUUCCAGGAGUUUCUGCGGCGGUACCAGUUCCUCGCGUUUGAUUUCGAUGAGAACGUGGAAAUGACGCGCGAUAACUGUCGUUUGCUGUUGAUCCGUUUGAAGCUGGAAGGAUGGGUGAUUGGAAAGACGAAGGUGUUCCUCAAGUACUAUAACGUGGAAUACUUACAGCGGUUGUAUGAGACGCAGGUCAAAAAGAUUGUCAAAAUUCAAGCGAUGAUGCGUGCAUUCCUAGCGAAGCGUACCGUUGCAACCAAGUUGAAGCAGAUCCAUCGUGAAUCAAUUCGCAAACGCCAAACAGGUAGCCAGGACAACCAGGAUGAAGCGGCUCUUAAAAUUCAGUCCGCAUUUCGAGGCCACAUGGCUCGCAAGAAGUACCGUCCGUUGAUAAACGAACGGACGGGAAAGCUGGACGCCGAAACGGCCGAAUUUAUGAAACCGUUCGUCUAUCGUUGGAGAAAGAAGUCGAUGUAUCAGAUACUACUGCAAUACCGUGCGGCGCGCUACCAAGAUUUGGUGAACUUGUCCCAACAGGUUCACAUUUACAAUCAACGACUCGUUGCUGGGUUUGCUACCAACAGCAACUGCAUCAUGCUGGACAAGAUCGAUCCGAACCAGCGUAAUCCAGCUCUGCUCGGUGCCCAGCGGCCACCGGUAUGGAAAUUACGCUUCCUGUUUGACGACAUUCCCUUCUUCGAUACGACGUACAUGUGUGACCCAUCGUCGGCAUCGUACAUCUACACCGGUAACGAUUCCGACACCGAGGACUGGGAUGCACCGUUACGGCGUAGGAAAAAUCUUUCCUCCGAAAUUACCCGUUCCGCGCAGAAAGGUAUACGGGCGGACGGACCCGGUGAAGUCGGUGAGCAUACGCUCGCCAACGAACCGUUCCAUCGGGAUCCAAGCUUACCAAUAAAACGCCUUUCUCCGCAUCGUGUGGUGGAACCGUACGCUAUCAAUCGUCCACGGUCGCCGAUUCAACCUUCGGUUCAGAUGUCCUCGGUUUACUCACCCAUCCCGUACGCUCGGCAGAGUGUGGAUGAUAUUCGUAACAAGUUCAGUGGCACUAGCUUUGAUGAAACGGGUUCCAUAACCAGUAAGACGGCCGUAUACAAGAAGCGACAGGCACCGCGAGUUCCGGUGCCCGAACCGGAAGUACCAAUGGCGGCCGAGUUUCCACAGAAGGGUAUCAAGAAGCGGCCUGCCCCACAGCCGCAGAUUCGACCGAUUACACCAACGAAGAUCAAUCCGAUCAAGGAGAUGGAACUGAUUGGCAAGAAAAAUGCCGACGAGAAUGACAACUCGGACGACGAACCGCCGUUCAACUUCCAGGGAUUGUUGCGUAAAACCAACUACAACCGUGCCUCCAUGAAGCGCAACUCGGAAGGACUUUCACUCACCACCACCAGCAUCGACUUUGAUGACGCGAACAAUAACAACAACGGUAACAGCUACUACCCCACUGCCAAUGUGGAUGCCAAGCGCCGGGACUCGUCCUCCACCAACGUGGUCUAUCAGAGCAAAGCGACCGAACGCCCCAAAUCCUGCCAGGGUACGGAGAAUGGCAACAGUAGCCACAGUACCUCACCCAACCAGCGCAAGCUAUCCCUCACGCAGGACACGUUCAUGAUGAACGAGCAGAAGGCAGGACCGUCGCGAAGUCGCUCGACUACACCGCACGACGAGAAUCAAAACAGCCUGACCGGUGGCUUUAUCACCGAAGAAAUCGUUCCGGGCAUCAUCGUGGAAGGAUACGUGGAAGAGUUCUAAAUCCCGUCGGUGGGAUCUAUAUAGCUAGGUGUUCCGAAACCGGCACACCAUUAUUCGCAAUUGUU